AUGAUUCAGCUGGUGAUUCCGGUGUUGGCGUUUCUCGCCCUGACGAGCGCCUCACCUGCACCUCUUCCGGCCGUGACACCUUCGCCGACCGACAACAAUCCUACGCAGACGUACCAGCGCCGCGGCAUCAUCAGCAACGUUGAAAGCGACAUCAACUCGGUGCUCAGCAGCCUGGGCUCAAAUAUCCCCUCCUACGUCGCCGAUGGCGUUGCCAAUUUCUUUCAGGAUUUCCCGUCGGGCUCCGCUGUUCAGAGCUCUCUGGGCCUGAAUGACCAGCAAGUGGCAGCGCUUCCCACAAAUGUUUUGAACCUCCCUCCGUAUGGUAAUUGGACGGACCAAGGCUGGAACGUCCGGUUUCAUGGCAAUGUCUACAAACAACCUAAUACGAGCGAAGCCGAGUUGAAUAAGCUGGCCAAUGUCUUUCUGAUCGGCACCUCGGUGGAAGACCUUCCCCCGUCGCAAGCUGACCAGGCGCGCAACUUGACGGCAGAGAUCUUUGUUGUUCAACAAGGAAACCAGAGCGUGUCGAUGCAUCUCGAGCCCGCGCCAUCGGCGGGGUCGAGCGGUCAAGAAGGCGGCGGAGGCGCCGUGACGCCCAGCGGUGGUGAUCAGAAUGUGACCCUCCCGUAUCGCACGACGGGCGAAGGAGACUUUGACGCGUUUGUCCCGAUCAAGAAUGUAACUGGAGGCGGAGUUGCGGCUGGCAACGAGACAAAUGACAUUCAGCGGAUGAAUGUGUAUGCCACGGGAUCCGAGAUUGGCAACGCAACUGCAUACCUCGUUCCGCCAGAGGGGCUCACAAUCGUCAGCGAUAUUGAUGAUAUCCUUCGGAUAACCAAAAUCUACGAGCCCAAGGAGGGCUUGCUCAAUUCGUUUGCGCGGCCCUACACGCCGUGGCUCAACAUGCCUGACAUUUAUGCCAAUUGGUCUCGCAGCAUCCCCAACUUUCAUUUCCACUACCUCACCACGACCCCAGAACAGGUCACGCGCAACUACAUGGACUUUAUCUACAAGACCUAUCCUGGCGGAUCCUUUGACACUCGGCCUCUCAACUUUAGUGAUGUCAGCGCCACCUUGUCCAUUCGAAAAUACCUCCUCAUCAAAAUCUUUGAGACUUUUCCUCAGCGAAAAUUCAUUUUGAUAGCGGAUACAAGCAACAGCGAUGUCAUGACGGAUUAUCCAGAGAUGGCCACCCUUUUCCCUAACCAGCUCCAAUGCAUCUUUCUCCGCAACACAUCGUCAACUGACUCGGGUGACCGCUUCCCAUACAACACCAAGGGGUUCAAGGAUCUCAAUCAAGAACGAUACAUGUUCUUUAACGUUCCGGACGACCUGACAAACCUCGACAUUGUAAACGGCCAAUGCUACAACCAAAGCAUCCGGCAAAACCUCACCUUUGGCGACCAGGGUCUGCCUUUUGGAAUCAACUUGGGCAAAGGAAACAAGACCAGUCAUGACAUGUCGUCUAGGCGUUGGAAUGGCCGUGACCUCCCCCGCUUUUGUUUCACGUAG
Molecule: messenger RNA, 1512 nt
Organism: Xylona heveae TC161
Lineage: Eukaryota; Fungi; Ascomycota; Xylonomycetes; Xylonales; Xylonaceae
Exons: 4
Coding region: 1-1512 (503 amino acids)
Cellular component (GO): actin cortical patch
Molecular function (GO): phosphatidate phosphatase activity
Source: RefSeq, a predicted model, not a curated record